UCCGACAUCCUCAUGUGCGUGGUGUGCCUCCCCGUGACGGUCAUCUACACGCUCAUGGAUCGCUGGAUCCUGGGUGAGACGCUGUGCAAGGUCACGCCGUUCGUGCAGUGCAUGUCCAUCACGGUCUCCAUCUUCUCGCUGGUCCUCAUCGCAUUGGAGAGGCAUCAACUCAUCAUCCACCCCACCGGCUGGACGCCCGCUGCAGGCCAUUCCUACCUGGCCGUGGCGGUCACCUGGAUGGUGGCCUGCUUAAUUUCCCUACCCUUCCUGUCCUUUAACAUCCUCACUAACGCCCCGUUCCAGAACCUCAGCCUUCCGUUCAACCCAUUCAGCGACCACGUGAUUUGCAUGGAGCUCUGGCCGUCCGAACGCAACCGUUUGGCGUAUACCACCUCGCUUCUGCUUUUCCAAUACUGCCUACCCCUGCUUCUCAUUCUACUCUGCUACUUGCGCAUAUUCCUGCGUUUACGCCGACGGAAAGACAUGGUGGAGCAAGCCACCGAGGCCCGGCAGAGGAAGGCGCGGGGCGCUCAGCGCGUCAACGCCAUGUUGGUCGUAAUCGUGGUCGCUUUUGCUCUCUGCUGGCUGCCGCUCAACGUCUUCAACACCGUCUUUGACUGGUACCACCAGGUGCUUCCUUCUUGCCAGCACGACGUCAUCUUCUCAGCCUGCCACCUCACGGCAAUGGCGUCUACCUGCGUGAACCCGGUGGUGUAUGGCUUCCUCAACACCAACUUCCAGAAGGAGCUGAAGGUGAUGCUUCAACGCUGCCAUUGCGGCUGGGGCGUUCCAGAGACCUACGAGAGCUUCCCACUUUCGACGGUGACCACUGAUGUCACCAAGGUGUCGUCCAUGCAGCGCGGCUCUCUGAUGAGAACGGAACAGUGUGCUCACUGCUAAAGAGACGGCAGGAACGGAGGGAAGAAUGAGGGGAGG
Messenger RNA from Sinocyclocheilus rhinocerous, 936 nucleotides. RefSeq names its product neuropeptide Y receptor type 6-like. The record is from RefSeq and is a predicted model, not a curated record. NCBI's taxonomy places the organism in Eukaryota, Metazoa, Chordata, Actinopteri, Cypriniformes, Cyprinidae. Gene Ontology annotation, biological process: G protein-coupled receptor signaling pathway. The annotation marks the transcript as partial. Gene Ontology annotation, cellular component: neuron projection; plasma membrane. Gene Ontology annotation, molecular function: neuropeptide binding; neuropeptide Y receptor activity. The transcript has a single exon.